Molecule: messenger RNA, 305 nt
Organism: Eremomyces bilateralis CBS 781.70
Lineage: Eukaryota; Fungi; Ascomycota; Dothideomycetes; Eremomycetales; Eremomycetaceae
Exons: 1
Coding region: 42-260 (72 amino acids)
Source: RefSeq, a predicted model, not a curated record
UGGAUGAUGUAUAUACUCAGCGCAUGCAGAGCGACCAAGGAAUGGCACCCAUUGUCCUCGUCCUGGUCCUCGUCCUCAUCCUCGCCCUCGUUCCCGCCCUCGUCACUGGCUACUACAAAGGCUACCGCUCGAGCGGCAAUGCACAGGUUAUAUACCAUUUCCCGAUCCCAUGCAGAGAAAUCAACAUAUGUCCACGAAGUAAGUGCCCUAGACCUUCAGCAGCUCAUAAAGUUUCGGCAGUUCAGGUAGCAACGAAAUAGUCGAUAUAGAACCAUUCAAAUCGCUUAUAUAACAAACCUCGACGC